Trachymyrmex cornetzi is the source of this 1129-nucleotide messenger RNA. RefSeq lists its product as uncharacterized. The transcript has 2 exons. The coding region runs from base 191 to 748 and encodes 185 amino acids. Lineage: Eukaryota; Metazoa; Arthropoda; Insecta; Hymenoptera; Formicidae. The record is from RefSeq and is a predicted model, not a curated record.
UUUUUGUCGGUCAAGUCAUUUCUGCAUUUUACGGACCUCGUCGCGUCGUGUCGCGCGAUUUGCGCAUGAACAAAUGCAAAAAAAUAUUAUACGAAGUAAUAAUUUGAAAUUUGACAUACUGGAGAUAUUACGCGUGACAAGCAUGCUUCGUUAGCGGACUCCCUUGUCAAGAGAUAUUUCGGUGAUCAUUAUGUCUAACCGGCCUUUUAAAGCCCGAAACGCUUUUCAUCCCGCGGAUCCACCGCACGGCAUGCAAAAUUACGAUGUGGGCGCUCUAACGAGAGAUCAGAAGCAAGCUUUGAACAAAAUGAAAAUGACGACUCGAAAGGAAAACGAAAUUUACUUUAAAUCACACCCGGAAAUCAGAGGUCUGGUCGGUAUUUUAUUGAGGCACGUCCUAUCGAAGCAGCCGCUCAUCGAUAUUCACGAGGUUGUAGGUACAUUUUUCAACAGACCACGUCGAGAAAUUGUUGCUGACCUUUUGGAUUACUUGUCGUCCGCCGAUAAACGAUCAGACAUAACGGACGAUCUUCGACGGGAAAUAUUUCGAACGGUCAGCUUUGAAACUUGCAGUAGCAGCGAUUCGAAUUCACAGUCCUAUUCUAGCUCAUGCAACUGCAUGCAAUCGCACGAAUGUGAUUCAAACAACCAACGUUGUGAAGCUCGCAGUAGCGAUGAUUCGCACUCGCAAUCCGAUUCUAACUCGUGCAAUUGCAACCGCACGGAAGUGACUCGCAAUUUUCAAUAGUAGUCCAAAUAGAGUCGAUUUACUUGGUUACAUUUACAAAUCCGUUCAACCUUUUUUUUUUUAAAAAUCGAUAUGAAUUUUAAUGAUAAUACGAUUAGAUAUGAUUUAGUCGCGCGAACUUUUCAUAUAGAUUUAAAAUCAAAUAAUUCGAUUUUUGUAGCGAGAAUAUAGGAUAAAACCAACAUAAUGCUACAAAUGCUUCAAAAUGUUUUUUGAACGAUGAUCGGUCAGUUCGUAAAACUCUUUCUUUUGUUUGGUCAAUCAAAUGCUUCAAAGCACUUGUAGUGAGACUUUGGCCACACCCAUAAUCCUGGAUGAUGUGUUCCUUAUUGAAUGCUAUAUAUAUACACAGAAAUAAAGUUUUUUUUAUUAAAAUAUUUA